Molecule: messenger RNA, 1344 nt
Organism: Harpia harpyja (harpy eagle)
Lineage: Eukaryota; Metazoa; Chordata; Aves; Accipitriformes; Accipitridae
Gene: MB
Product: myoglobin
Exons: 3
Coding region: 159-623 (154 amino acids)
Biological process (GO): oxygen transport
Cellular component (GO): extracellular exosome
Molecular function (GO): heme binding; oxygen binding
Source: RefSeq, a predicted model, not a curated record
GUUAGACAAGCCUGAAAGAGAGCAAGAGGUCCAGCUGACGAUUGACAGGUGUAGGUCUGUGAGCAGGGGCUAUAAAUCCCACGGGUGAGCUCUCCAGACACUCUUUGGGGAAAGGCAAACAGCUGUGGGGAGCACUUGGGACCUGCCUUCAGUGAACCAUGGGGCUCAGCGAUCAGGAAUGGCAGAAGGUCCUGGCCAUCUGGGGAAAGGUGGAGCCCGACCUCGCCGGCCAUGGGCAUGCAGUUUUAAUGAGACUCUUUCAGGACCACCCUGAGACCUUGGAUCGCUUUGAAAAGUUCAAAGGCCUGAAGACCCCUGAUCAGAUGAAGGGCUCUGAAGAGCUGAAGAAACAUGGACUUACCGUGUUUACCCAGCUGGGCAAAAUCCUGAAGCAGAAGGGUAAUCAUGAGUCAGAGUUGAAGCCCCUGGCUCAAACCCAUGCGACCAAGCACAAAAUCCCUGUCAAAUAUCUGGAGUUCAUUUCUGAAGCCAUUAUCAAGGUCAUUGCUGAAAAACACUCUGCAGACUUUGGGGCUGAUUCCCAGGCUGCGAUGAAGAAGGCCCUGGAGCUGUUCCGAAAUGAUAUGGCCAGCAAGUACAAGGAGUUCGGUUUCCAGGGUUAGCACAUACGCACAGAGGAACACCAUGAUGGAGGCCUGGCCAUGCAUCUUAGAGUAGCUUCCCCAGCACUGUUUUGGACAUCUCACAAUUGGUCACCCAAGAUGUGUGGGAAAGCUUUGAUGAGAGGCCAAGAGUCACUCCAGGCAGCGUAGGGGCACUCAGAGCGAUAUCCAUGAUAAACCAUUGUUUCCUGGCUUCAUGUAUACAAGACAAAUAAUCUGCUUUCUUAGGAAAAAUAAUGUAAGGGGUUAUCUGUAAGCUUCUGCCUAUCCUAUCCCCUUUUUCCUUCUCCCUCCCCAAAACCUAGUCUCAUCUGAGAGGGGAAUGGCAUGGCCAGAGAUGAAGGGAUGUGGAGGAACAAGGGGAGUGUUGAGGUGUGUGGUGAAUAAGAGCGUGAAGGGAUGACUCAAAUGGUUUGAAAGGGAUGUCAGGAUGGGAAGCAGGGGCACAGUGUCCCAUUCCUCCCACAGGAGGUUAGCAGGUUACUGUGGAGAACUUCCAGCACAAUCUUACCUUGCUUUGUAGGGUGAAUGCAGCCAGUCAGUCUCCAGGGUCUGCCAGCUCAGAAACUUGCAUUAGUUGCUAAACUCACAGCAAAACUAUAAAAAGCAGUACUCCCUGCGAUCUGUAGGUUUCUGGUAGCCGCUGCUACGCAUCUGAAGUUCUAUUGCACUGGGAAGUGAAGUAUGUGUUUCUCAGAAAAAUAAAAAUUCCUGCACCAGU